AUGUCAAUGAUCAAGAGUUUUGAAGGAUUCCAGCCUGUGUCUCUGAAGCAAGAGGGAGAUGACCAAUCCUCUGAGACUGAUCAACUUUCCAUGGAGGAGGGGGACCUAGGCAAGGACCCUACACCAAAGCAGAUGUCAAGGCAGCCAAGUGUGACCGAAACAACACUCUACCCCAAUCCUUAUCACCGACCUUAUCUCUCAAGGAAGUACUUCGUUACACGGCCAGGCGCCAUUGAGACUGCCAUGGAAGACUUGAAAGACCACGUAACCAAGACUUCUGGAGAGAAAAUCCAAGGCUUCUGGCUCUUGACAGAGAUAGAUCACUGGAACAAUGAGAAGGAGAGGAUUUUGGUGGUCACAGACAAGACUCUCUUGAUCUGCAAAUAUGACUUCAUUAUGCUCAGCUGUGUGCAGUUGCAGCAAAUUCCCCUGAGUGCCAUCAAUCGCAUCUGCCUGGGCAAGUUUGCCUUUCGUGGGAUGUCCCUGGACAAGAGACAAGGAGAAGGACUUAGGAUCUACUGGGGGAGUCCGGAGCAGCAAUCUCUAUUGUCCCGUUGGAACCCGUGGUCCACUGAGGUACCUUAUGCUACCUUCACUGAGCAUCCUAUGAGAUAUACCAGUGAGAAGUUCCUUGAACUUUGCAAGUUAUCUGGGUUCAUGUCUAAGCUUGUGCCAACUAUCCGGAAUGCCCUCCAAAAUUCAAGUGAAUCUGGAAGAGGAAAGGAGCUGAUGGUGUUAACUGAACCCAUUUUGAUUGAGACCUAUAUGGGACUGAUGUCAUUCAUUGGAAACCGCAACAAACUUGGCUAUUCCCUUGCCCGUGGGAGUAUUGGUUUUUGA
Messenger RNA from Pteronotus mesoamericanus, 840 nucleotides. It is a transcript of the gene TPRG1, whose product is annotated as tumor protein p63 regulated 1. Gene Ontology annotation, cellular component: cytoplasm. The transcript has 5 exons. The record is from RefSeq and is a predicted model, not a curated record. NCBI's taxonomy places the organism in Eukaryota, Metazoa, Chordata, Mammalia, Chiroptera, Mormoopidae. The coding region runs from base 1 to 840 and encodes 279 amino acids.